Molecule: messenger RNA, 2962 nt
Organism: Linum tenue
Lineage: Eukaryota; Viridiplantae; Streptophyta; Magnoliopsida; Malpighiales; Linaceae
Source: the annotation of a GenBank genome assembly
GAUUGGGGUAGAAGUGGUAUUCCGGAUGACGUAAUAUGGGCAAUUGUGGAAACAUACAGGCAAGGGGUUUUGCAUCAUUUUUGCCUACUCAGUCCAGUCCGCCAGUCCCUGCAAGUAACAACACUUCCGAGUGGAGACGCGGACAAGCUCUCUCUCUCUAGGUACCAGUGGUGUGGCGGCACUUCUUCCGACUCGUUCCUCAGUAAGCUGACUUUCGCCUAACCAGAAGGUUUCCCCGCAUCCGCAGUCCCCUCGCCAACUCAAAUCUCUCGUUUUCUUUUCUACCUCCUGUCGCCGGAAUGGCCAGAAGCCUGCCCGGAUUUCUGGCACAGAUCGUCGCGGUGGCUUUGAUCUGCUGCUCAUUCGCCGCCGCUGCUUCAAUCUUCCAGCCCAUCUCCGACUCUCACCGAUCCGCCGCAUUGGAGAUCUUCGACCGAUCCUUUGGCAGCUUAGAAGAAACAUACGAGGCAUUGCGAACAUUUGACGUUCUUGGGCUCGAGAGAAAACCUGAUGUAGGAACUACAGCGUGCCAGUCUGUUUCGCAGACUCUGGCUUCAUCGUCCUCGAAUUUGAAAGAUAUAUUCUAUGCUUUGAAAGUCAAUGGAGUUUUGAAGUGCGAGCUAGAUGCGGAGAGUGUAGAGGGAACUGUUUCCACAUUUCAAACUGCCGUGGGGAGUGCCAGUUCGUUGCUCGAAUUCUAUCAUUCAAUUGGAGGCUUGGUACUUGUCAAGGAUCAAGCUUUGAAGGGUGAUCUUUUUCUUGCUGAUGCUGAAGGAGCAUUUCGUUCCAUCAAGGCUUUAAGUCAGAGUGAUGGAAGGUGGCGAUACAGUUCCAGUAAUCCUGAGUCUAGCACUCAUGCCGCAGGUUUAGCCCUUGAAGCACUAGCUGGAGUUAUCUCGUUAUCAUCUUCCGAGAUCGACCAGUCCCUGAUUGGUACAACGAAAAAUGAUAUACUGAAGCUUUUUGAGCAAGCUGAAAAGUAUGAUGAUGGAACCGUCUAUUUUGAUGAGGAGGAGAUUGAUGCUCAUGAGAGUCAAGGCCCUCUUACAUCUACUUGGUCUGUUGUCAGAGGUAUAACAUCAUUUGCAGCAGUGACUUCAGGAAACCUAAAUCUUCCAGGGGAAAAGGUACUGGGUUUGGCUAAAUUUUUCCUUGGGGUUGGGAUUCCUGGUGGUGCUAAAGAUUUUUUCAACCAAGUAGACUCCUUGGCUUGCUUGGAGAGCAACAGGCAAGUGCUUUCAUGGAAUGAUUCUCUCUGUUUGAUUGCUAUCCCAUUAAUUCUAUCACUUCCAGCUACUGUGAAUUCGUUGACAAGGAAAGACGCACUCAAGGUUAAGGUCAGUACUGUACUUGGUUCAGAUGCUCCUCCUCUGAUGGUGAAGCUUGUAAGAGCUAAGGAUACUCCUGCUAUUGAAAGCCAGGAGCUCAAGUUUGAUUCCGAGAACAAGGUGCAUGUCUUGGAAACUUUGAAAAAGAGUGUUGAUGUGGGCAAGUACAUAUUCGUUUUCGAGAUUGUAUUUCAUGAUCCUGAGCAUAAGAAGGUUUAUGCUGUGGAAAGUAAAGCUGAGGUUCCAAUUUUCUUAACUGGAGCUGUCAAAGUUGGAAAUGCAGAGAUUGCAGUCCUUGAUAGUGAUCUUGGGAGCACAGAAACUCAGAAGAAUCUGGAUUUUGCUGGAGAGAAUCUUGUGUCAUUGUCAGCAAAUCAUCUCCAGAAGUUGAGACUACGUUUUCAGUUGACCACUCCUCUUGGCCAUCCUUUCAAGCCGCAUCAGGCAAUUUUGAAGCUGACACAUGGGAGCAAGGUGGAUCAUAUCUUUGUGGUUGGAAGCACUGGGAAGCAGUUUGAGAUCAUUCUGGAUUUUCUUGGACUCGUGGAGAAAUUUUACUAUCUAUCUGGUAAAUACGAAAUUCAACUCACAGUUGGAGAUGCUGUCAUGGAGAACUCCUUCUUUAAAGUUAUUGGACAUCUUGACCUUGAUCUACCGGAAGCACCCGAGAAGGCACCCCGACCCCCUGUGCAGCCUGUUGAUGCAUACUCAAGAUUUGGACCUAAAGCUGAGAUAGCCCAUAUAUUUAGAGCUCCAGAAAAGCGUCCUCCUCAAGAGCUCUCUCUGACUUUCUUGGGACUUACAGUUUUGCCUCUCUUGGGGUUCAUAAUUGGGCUUUUGCGCCUGGGAGUAAACCUGAAGAAUUUCCCUUCUGCUGCUGCACCUGCCUUAUUUGCUGCUCUUUUCCAUUUGGGCAUCGGAGCUGUUCUUUUGCUCUAUGUUUUAUUCUGGUUGAAGUUGGAUCUGUUCACGACGCUGAAAAUACUUGGGUUCUUGGGAGUGUUCCUGCUGUUUGUUGGACACAGAACACUUUCCCACCUAGCGUCAACAACAUCCAAGGUGAAAUCUGCGUGAUUCAUGGUAGAAAGGAGGUUAGAUUGUUCCAAAAACUUGCAGUCCAGAACAUAAUUUCAGGUUGUAUGUUUGAGAGUACGUUCUUAGGGACACAUUUACUAGAAAAUUUUGUAGGACUGCCUUCUUUGGGCGCCGACUCUUCGAUACAUUGAGAAUCGCAAUACUCUUAGAAGCUUCACCCAAACACAGCUUAUCGAUUGGUGGUGUAGUUCUCUCUUAUUUCUGAGCUUUUGUAACAGCCCUCAAGCAAACUGCGUUGGCAUAUAGUCUAGCCUAUCAAACUUGAGCAGUAGCUCUUUUUCUAUCGUGUUUUUUAGUCCCUUUAGUGAUAUUCAUUAUCAUUAUCUUACAUUUCCCGCAAAGCACGAGAAAAAUCAACCUUUUUGUUUACCACUCACUUCGUGUGCUAAAAUCACAUUAUCAAAGGGGGAAAGUAAUCUGUGUGAUCUGAGUUUGAGUUUUGGUUGAAGGAGCCCCUUUCAUGUAGCUUUUGUGGAUAAGACCACUAGAGAGUUCCUCUUUGUCACUUAGGGGUCGUUUGGUUUUGGUGAUAGUUGAAU